Protopolystoma xenopodis is the source of this 447-nucleotide messenger RNA. Lineage: Eukaryota; Metazoa; Platyhelminthes; Monogenea; Polystomatidea; Polystomatidae. The record is from the annotation of a GenBank genome assembly.
AUGCCAACAGGCAAGUGGACCUCGUCAAUCUUGCCCAGCCAAUCCGGUGCCAGCAUGCCUUCAUUCUUGACAGACAAUCGUCAGGAUUAUUCGUCUCUCGGAUGGAACGACACGAAAGCCGACUUUCUGUACUCCACAAAGCCGUAUUUGGUGGAAGGUCAAGAGGAUCCGGAGGAGGAGGAGGAGCAGAGGCAGAUGGAGAUAGAUUUGGCGAUGACGGAAGAAGAAGAAGAAGAAGACGAGGAGGAGGAAGAGGAAGAGGAAGAGGAAGAGGAGCGGGUUUUCGAGUCUGCUGUCAGCAAAGUGCAAUGUUCCUGGUUUUCCACGCGACGGGACGACUUCGACGCCGCCAAGGCCGGUUCGCUUGCCCACGAGGAGCCGAUCAAGACGAUGGGCUUUCUGGAGUCAUCUGACAUCGCCGGCUCCGCUUGUCUCUUGGCAGAAUAG